UAUCAGAGUUUGGUGUUUCCACUACUUUGCCAGGCUCUCAGGCCAUCACCCUGCACCCGCUUUUCUUUACUCCUUUACUCGGCUGUGAAAACAAGCUAAACCCCGGUCAAGAUGGAGGCCAUCAAGAAGAAGAUGCUUAUGCUAAAGCUGGACAAGGAGAACGCACUCGAUCAGGCCGAACAAGCUGAAGCAGACAAGAAAGCAGCCGAAGAGAGGAGCAAGCAGCAUGAAGACGAACUUCUGCAGAUGCAGAAGAAGCUGAAGGGGACAGAGGACGAGCUCGAUAAAUACUCCGAGGCCCUGAAGGAUGCACAGGAGAAGCUGGAGGUUGCUGAUAAGAAGGCUGCUGAUGCUGAAGCAGAGGUAGCUUCCCUGAACAGACGCAUCCAGCUGGUGGAGGAGGAGUUGGACCGAGCUCAAGAGAGACUGGCAACAGCUCUGCAGAAACUGGAGGAGGCUGAGAAGGCUGCUGAUGAAAGCGAGAGAGGUAUGAAGGUGAUUGAAAACAGGGCUCUGAAGGAUGAGGAGAAGAUGGAGCUCCAGGAGAUCCAGCUGAAGGAAGCCAAACACAUCGCAGAGGAGGCCGACCGAAAGUAUGAGGAGGUGGCUCGUAAGCUGGUGAUUGUAGAGGGAGAGCUGGAACGUACGGAGGAGAGAGCAGAGCUCGCCGAGGCUAAAUGUGCUGAACUGGAAGAGGAGCUGAAGAACGUCACCAAUAACCUCAAAUCCCUGGAGGCUCAGGCUGAGAAGUAUUCUCAAAAGGAGGACAAGUAUGAGGAAGAAAUCAAGAUCCUGACUGACAAGCUGAAAGAGGCUGAGACCAGAGCUGAGUUCGCUGAGAGAUCUGUGGCCAAGCUGGAGAAGACUAUUGAUGAUCUGGAAGAUGAGCUUUAUGCACAAAAACUCAAGUACAAAGCAAUCAGUGAGGAACUUGACCACGCACUCAAUGACAUGACCUCGAUCUAAACGUCCAGAAGCUCCACCACGCUGCCAGCUUGUGACCUUCUGCUGCGGAACAUCGUCUUCUGGGUCUGAACCUGCAGCUGGUCUCUGUUCAUCCUAUAGUCGUCGUUCAUUGUAUAGUUUCUGUUUGUCUUGUUCACACUUCAUUGUACUCGUGUAUCGAUUCUGUGCUGUACCACCUUUAAACGAGAAAGAAAACGACUUCCUGAGUCAAUGCA
Molecule: messenger RNA, 1181 nt
Organism: Stegastes partitus (bicolor damselfish)
Lineage: Eukaryota; Metazoa; Chordata; Actinopteri; Pomacentridae
Product: tropomyosin alpha-3 chain
Exons: 10
Coding region: 112-966 (284 amino acids)
Source: RefSeq, a predicted model, not a curated record